CUAUUAUUAGGGAUAGAUAGCACCGUCGUCUGCCGUUACCUUCGUCGUGCUCGAGAUUGAAAUCGAGUGAAUCGCGAGAAAGGAAGAGAGAUGGCUCAUAGGAUUCUCAGAGAUCAUGACGCCGAUGGAUGGGAGCGCUCCGAUUUCCCAAUCGUCUGCGAGUCUUGCCUCGGUGAUAAUCCCUACGUGCGAAUGACCAAGGCGGAGUAUGAUAAGGAGUGCAAGAUAUGCACACGACCUUUCACGGUGUUUAGGUGGAGACCUGGGCGUGAUGCUAGAUACAAGAAGACGGAGAUUUGUCAGACUUGCUGCAAGCUGAAGAAUGUGUGUCAAGUCUGUCUUCUUGAUCUUGAGUAUGGUCUUCCUGUUCAAGCUAGGGACACUGCGCUUAACAUUAGUACUCAUGACUCUAUCCCAAAGAGUGAUGUUAACAGAGAGUACUUCGCUGAGGAGCAUGACAGGAAGACUAGAGCUGGACUGGAUUAUGAAUCUUCAUUUGGGAAGAUGCGUCCUAAUGAUACGAUUUUAAAGCUUCAAAGAACAACACCGUACUAUAAGAGGAAUCGAGCACAUGUUUGUAGUUUCUUCAUAAGAGGUGAGUGUACUAGAGGUGAGGAAUGUCCUUACCGGCAUGAGAUGCCUGAAACAGGAGAGCUUUCUCAGCAGAACAUAAAAGACCGUUAUUAUGGUGUUAAUGAUCCGGUUGCGAUGAAGUUACUUGGAAAAGCUGGUGAGAUGGGCACUUUAGAAUCACCAGACGAUCAAAGCAUCAAAACGCUUUAUGUCGGUGGACUUAAUUCAAGAAUUCUCGAGCAGGACUUACGAGAUCAGUUCUACGCUUAUGGAGAGAUCGAGUCCAUCCGAAUCUUGGCAGACAAAGCAUGCGCGUUCGUCACAUACACAGCCCGUGAAGGAGCAGAGAAGGCUGCGCAAGAGCUCUCCAACAGGCUAGUCGUCAAUGGUCAGAGGCUAAAACUCAUGUGGGGAAGGCCUCAGGCUCCCAGACCUGAUCAAGAUGGUUCGAACCAACAGGGCGGUGUGGCUCAUAGUGGUUUGCUACCUCGAGCCGUUAUAUCUCAGCAACAUAAUCAACCGCCACCGAUGCAACAGUACUACAUGCACCCACCACCACCUAACCAAGACAAGCCUUAUUACCCGUCUAUGGACCCACAGAGAAUGGGUGCAGUCAUUUCAACCCAAGAAGCUGGUGGUUCAAGCACCACUGAGAACAACGGAGGUUCGUCUUCUUCUUACAUGAUGCCUACGCACCAGCUAUACCCGCCAGCACCAUAUGGAUAUAUGCCAUCGCCUUACCAGCAGCAGUAUCCUGGUCCUAUGCACCACCACUAUGCGCCACCUCCAGCUGCUUACCAAUCGUACCCACAGCAACCUGGUCCUGAAUCAAGACCUGCACCAAGCGCAGUCUCUGCUCCACCACCUGACUCUGCACCUGCUGGAUCUGGAGCACCUUCAGGAUCCUAUCAACAACCUCCUGCUGCUUCUACUACUACUGAUUCAUCUCAGUAGAAGAAUCCUUGCUUAAAAUGUUCAGCAACUUUUAUGUUUAAAAAGCUUUUUAUACUCUGAAUGAAUCAUUUUCAGCUGUUUUA
Molecule: messenger RNA, 1610 nt
Organism: Brassica oleracea var. oleracea
Lineage: Eukaryota; Viridiplantae; Streptophyta; Magnoliopsida; Brassicales; Brassicaceae
Product: zinc finger CCCH domain-containing protein 4
Exons: 4
Coding region: 91-1527 (478 amino acids)
Cellular component (GO): U2-type catalytic step 1 spliceosome; Prp19 complex; U2-type catalytic step 2 spliceosome
Molecular function (GO): pre-mRNA binding; U6 snRNA binding; metal ion binding
Source: RefSeq, a predicted model, not a curated record